Messenger RNA from Geodia barretti, 633 nucleotides. NCBI's taxonomy places the organism in Eukaryota, Metazoa, Porifera, Demospongiae, Tetractinellida, Geodiidae. The record is from the annotation of a GenBank genome assembly.
AUGUCAGAGGAAGCUAUUAGGCGGAUAGAGGAGGAUGUGAUGGUCGUUCAGGUUCAAGAUUUCAAUGAGUACCCGGAACAAGUUACUGAGAGACCCCAAAUCGUUGAGGUCGCUUCUCCCAAUCAGGAGUUGAUAUGCCCCAGAUGCGAAACGCAACUGCGCAUCAACUACGAUGAACCCCAGUGCCUGCAAUGCGGGUAUGUGGACUAUGCUUAUAUUCCACCCAACGCCCAUAGAAGAAAGAGGAGCCUCAUGAGUACGGGCACUCGCUACGUCCUCCGGUACAACGGGACGUUUGGCAAGCUUGCGGAUACGCUUACUCAUGUGCAACUCCGUCGCUUUCGCAACAGAGCGAUAUACCUUGUCAGUUGCCCGUUCUGCCACAAAGAAAUGACCCAAUCGUCAUUGUCAGGCAAGCGCCGCGAAGUACGCGAGGAACGCUACAAGUGCGACGACGGCCACCGCAUCUCGCUCAUACCGUCAAAGAACGGGUCCCUCGGCUGGAAAGUAGCGAUAAUCCCUCUCUGCACCGGAUUGCCGGCGGUCCAAUGGUACACGCCACCUCUGCCGGCAGUCUCUGCACUCAUCGCACAAUUCGCGGCGAAAAUGGCGGGAUAUGACCAAAAUCGCUGA